Pantherophis guttatus is the source of this 8616-nucleotide messenger RNA. RefSeq names its product androgen receptor (gene AR). The record is from RefSeq and is a predicted model, not a curated record. Gene Ontology annotation, molecular function: steroid binding; nuclear receptor activity; zinc ion binding. NCBI's taxonomy places the organism in Eukaryota, Metazoa, Chordata, Lepidosauria, Squamata, Colubridae. Gene Ontology annotation, biological process: regulation of DNA-templated transcription; androgen receptor signaling pathway. Gene Ontology annotation, cellular component: nucleus.
GCAAGACAGGCGCCGCUCAGCAGCCGGAGCGUCCGUGAAGCCGGGCCGCCUGCGCGCCUUUUCCGCCCAGAAAGUUCGUCGUCGCGACAGGCCCGGCGGAGCCAGCGUGACAGGCUUCUCCCGCUUGGCAGCCGCCGCUCUCCUAGGCCGCGCGCUCGGGCGCUUCAGCAGAGCAGCCCCGACUUCCGCAUCGGGGUCCCGAAAGCGGCGGGCCGCCUCUCCUGGCGCGGCACCUGCUGGGACCCGGCCUCUCCGACGGCUCUGCGAGGGAUGAUCGGCCGCCGCCGCCGCCGCCUGCUUUGAGAAAGGUGAAAGGUGCCCGCGGCCAUCCGCGCUCCGCCGAGGACUCUCCCCGUGGGGCGAAGAAGCCGCCCUCGCCAGUGAGGCAGCCGCCCUCGCCGCCAACGGGCCAUGGAAGUCCACGUCGGGCUGGGCAGGGUCUACGGCCGGCCGCCGGCGAAAACUUUCCGCGGAGCUUUCCAGAGCCUUUUCCAGAGCGUCCGCGAGGCUUUCCAGAGUCCCGGGCCCGGCGGAGCGCGAGAGGAGAUCGGGCCCAGCGGCCCAAGCGCGGCCUCUCCGUCGGCUGGCCCGUGUCCGGCUAGCCCGCGGCAGCAGCAGCAGCAGCACCCCGGCUCCCCUUCUUACCUGCCGCUGGAUGAGGCUGCGCCAGGCAGCAAAGGGCUCCAGCCGGCCGCCGCCGCCUCCGCCUCCGCCUCCUCCUCGGCCGCCUCCUCGGCGCUGGCCUUGCUGGCCCCCUCGUUCCAGAGCUGCUCCGGGGACCUGAAAGACCUCUUGGCCGAGAGCAGCCUCCUGCCGGCGGCGGAAGGGGAGCCGCGCGGCAGCGGGGCGGCGAGCGGCGGCGAAGCCAGCGCGGCCAAGGAAGACUACUUGGGCGAGAGCGCCAAGGAGCUGUGCAAAGCCGUCUCGGCCUCCAUGGGCCUGGCGGUGGAAGUGCUCGAAGGGCCCAGCGGCGGCGGCGGCGAAGCGGGCGCCAGCCGCGGCGACUGCAUGUUCGCGCUGCCGGGCGCGCAAGCUCGGCCCGUGGCCGUGGGGGGCUGCAAGAUCGUCGAAGCCGAGCAGGAAAGCGGCGGCGGCGGCGGCGAGGGCGCGCUGGCCAUGGACGUGCCGGGCCACCUCAGCCUCUUCAAGAGCUCGCCGGAGCUGGACGAGCCGCCGGCGGGCGCCUUCCAGAGCCGCGACUAUUACAACUUCCAACUGGCGCUCGCCUCGCACGGCCGCAUCAAGCUGGAGAGCCCGCUGGAGUACGCGGCCGGCGGCCUCUGGGGCGCGCAGUACCGGCGCGCCGGAGAAAUGCCCGCCUUGCCGCCCCACUACGCCGCCCCUCCGGGCCCGGCCUGGCACCCUUUCUUCGCGGAGGACGCGCAAGUCUACGGCCCCUGCGCCUCGGCCGAGCCCGCCGCCGCCACCCCCUUCGGCUACGGCCGGGGCCAAGGGCCGCCCGGCCAGGAAGGAGCCGACCUGCCCUCCGAGGUGUGGUACCCCGGAGGCGUGAUGGGCAGGAUGCCCUUCGCUCCGGCCACCGGCUGCAUCAAGACGGAGCUCGGGCCUUGGAUGGAGGGCUACGCGGGCGCCUACGGAGACGUGAGGCUGGAAUCUGGAAGGGACCAUGUUCUGCCUAUCGACUAUUAUUUCCCACCACAGAAGACAUGCCUGAUAUGUGGGGACGAAGCUUCAGGAUGCCACUACGGAGCACUGACCUGUGGAAGCUGCAAAGUCUUUUUCAAAAGGGCAGCUGAAGGUAAACAAAAGUAUCUCUGUGCCAGCCGAAAUGACUGCACCAUUGAUAAAUUCCGAAGGAAAAACUGUCCCUCCUGUCGCCUGAGAAAAUGCUAUGAAGCAGGGAUGACCCUUGGAGCCCGCAAGUUAAAGAAAUUGGGUAACCUGAAGUUGCAAGAAGAAGGGGAGGCUGCAGGGCCAUCGAGCCCCACUGAGGAGCAAGCCACGAAAAUGCCCAUGGCACACAUUGAUGGCCUGGAAUGCCAGCCUAUCUUCCUCAAUGUCCUGGAAGCGAUCGAGCCCGGCGUGGUUUGCGCAGGGCAUGACAAUAACCAGCCCGACUCCUUUGGCUCCCUUCUCACCAGUUUGAAUGAACUUGGAGAGAGGCACCUGGUACACGUGGUGAAAUGGGCAAAAGCCUUGCCAGGGUUCCGCAACCUGCAUGUAGAUGACCAGAUGGCCAUCAUUCAGUACUCCUGGAUGGGCUUGAUGAUUUUUGCCAUGGGAUGGAGAUCCUUCACCAAUGUGAAUUCCCGGAUGCUUUAUUUUGCUCCAGAUUUGGUCUUCAAUGAGUACCGGAUGCACAAAUCCAGAAUGUACAGCCAAUGUGUCAGGAUGCGGCAUCUCUCUCAAGAAUUUGGAUGGCUUCAGAUUACUCCUCAAGAAUUUCUCUGCAUGAAGGCUCUGCUCCUCUUCAGUAUUAUUCCAGUGGAUGGCCUGAAGAAUCAGAAAUUCUUUGAUGAGCUCCGGAUGAACUACAUCAAGGAGCUUGACCGGAUCAUUGCUUGCAAAAGGAAGAACCCCACGUCUUGUUCGCGUCGCUUCUAUCAGCUCACCAAGCUCCUGGACUCUGUGCAGCCGAUUGCCAGAGAACUGCAUCAGUUUACAUUUGACCUCUUGGUGAAGUCACACAUGGUGAGCGUCGACUACCCUGAAAUGAUGGCUGAGAUCAUCUCGGUGCAGGUCCCCAAGAUCCUUUCUGGGAAAGUGAAACCCAUCUACUUCCACACCCAGUGAUGGCGAGCAGCGGACGGCCUCCUUUCCUCGGGUCCCUGGACUCCUGCACUGCAGUGCCUUGGCACGCUGUGUGUCCUCAAAGGUGCACAGUAACCACAAAGAACUCUUUGCUGGGCCCCCUUUCAGGUUUCUGUUUUCUGCUUUUCCUUGAACUGCCUUCACCUUGAGAGAUCUGCCUGGAGACUUGCCUGCUUCAGUGGCUCACUGUGUGCGUGAACUUCCUCUUUCGGUUUUGUGGCGUGGUGCCUGGCGGCACCGUUUACAUUCUUGUGCUUGUGCAUUCCCCACCGUGGCUUUGGUGGCCCUCUGCACCAAGGGAAGUGUCCAUAGCCGCUUCCUGCUGCCAUCUGUUUUCUAACCGAUGGAAGCAGGUCAUUAAAUGCUGGGGAGAAGGGAAGGCUUUCAAGCUGGAUUUGGGGGGGGGGGGGUAUUUUGGGUUUGUUUUAGCAGUUCGUGAAGCCUCUUUUUCAUCUCUCUGAGAAAAGGUCUGAAGGGUCCCUGGAAAUAACGAGCGAUGUAAACUCCAGAGCAGACAAAGGGAACGUAGUUGAUACACACGAUCUGUGCGCCUGCUAGACUUUGGUUUCAGACGGGGCUUUAUUUCCACAUACAGUCAGGCUCAAGACAACUAUGCACACAGAAUAACAGGGUUGGAAGGGAGCGUGGAGGUCUUCUAGUCCAACCCCCUGCUUGAGCAGGAGACCACCGACAGCCAUUGGGUUCCCAGCACUCAGACCUUCAGCUUGGUUUUCUCUCUGGGACAGAGCCGAGGAGCCGGGAGUCGCCUGUGGCAGUGGCUGUGGCAGAAGACCACUCUGGAGACCCUCGCAGCCGCAGCUCCCUAACACAUGCAGUGGUUCUUACGAGGAAUAAGAAGGGCUGGAAGUUUUCCCAACACCCAGAGAUGAUGGGGCUUUUUUGUAGCUAGUACUACUUCAUCUUUCUUCUUCUGUGGACCAUGAGCCAGAAGUAAAAACAUUUGCCCAGUGAAUGUGAACACAUUCCAGUUGUGAGUUUUUUUACCUUUUCAUGAACACUCACUCACCCUCCCUCCCUCCCUCCCUUUAAUUCUCAGUUGUAUUCUUUCCCCCUUCCCGCAACUUCCUGCGCUCUCCCGCUCUCUGUUAGCCUCAUCUGAGCUCUGCCUCUCGUUGCAUGCCAUUCAUUUCACUUCCUUGGGUCACUUGCUUUUUGAUGUAUGGCAGGGAACAGUCUCAGAAAUCAUACAACUCGGUGAUCCUUCCUGGGAACAUCCGUCAGCAUCGUCCUAGCCCAGCCCAGGAGAAUUUCUUCCAAACUUCACUUGGGUUCAUGAUGUGUUAAACUGCAAGAAAAUGACGAAGGAGCCCCUUUUCCUUUCUGAAAUUUCUGUUGAACAAUAGGAGAAACUGCCUUAUCAAAGGAGAUAAGGAAACCAUCCUCCCAAAAUUAUACCUCUUUUUUAUGGGAAACAAAGUCCCUUUUUUCUAACCUAGCUGCACCGUGGUAUCACUUACCAGGAAAUCCCAUGAGCUGGUAGCCAAAGAUUCAGAGAAGCCAUAUGGGUGAAUUAGGGUUUUUUUGUUUUAUUUUGCUUUUCAGGAAAAAAAUACACCUGGGAAAAGAAAAUUCAAGACAUGCCCUUGGAUAUCAUCAGUGAGUGUAUGAAAAGCCCAUGGUUGCAAUGAGAACGUUAUCUUGAUUGGUUUUCCUGUUAGGUACCACUUUUUAGCACAAGGUGACAUCUACUGAGAAUAACAAAGAUGAAAUUCGGCUCAAACAUUUGGAGAACCUCCUGAGGCCCGGCUUGAUUUUUCAUCUGCUGUGAUUUCAAGAUGUCUUGCUCGGAGUUUAAAACUUGCCCACCUUGGGUCACUUUGACCUGAUGCUUAAGAUCAUUAAUUACCUGGCUGCUGUUGUGUCUUUGAUGGAUCCUGCACAGUCCAAGCUUCAGCCAAAGGAAAAACAAGGUUACAUUUCUAGCAACGCAGUUAAAACGACCAGCAUUCCGUUUCAUCUCUGCAGAAACAAGAACAAUAAAAUAGCAAUCCAUUGAAUUAGCUUUUGCUUUUGAGUGAUGCUGUGCCUUGCAUUCCUAAAAUAAAUCUAUUUUAGCUGCUUUUUAAUUUUCGGAUCGUUAACAACAAUAAUUAGAUGGAACCAUUGAAAUAUGUUCCUGUUUUCUGUACUGAGGUUCCCUCUCCUCUCGUUCUUAGAGCAACAGUGACAAUGCUGCGGAUAUUUGGGCUUUCCUGAACCUUCUUCAUGCUGUCUCAAGAGAUUUUUUUGAAAAAAAACAAUGAAGUUCUUUUUUAAGACAAGAAUCUACAUUUUGGGUGCUUGGUUUGAAAACCUCCUCCUCCCACAUACAUCAAACUAGAUGAAUUGCACUCUUAACCAUCCUUCCCUGUAGACUCAAUAUAAUUUCAUUAUUCAUUUUAGAAAUAUUGCCUCAGACGCCCCUAUAAAUGAGUGAAGAUAAGGCCAUCAAAAGUUGGGCAGAAACGCUGAAAGCCCUUCUGUAGUUGACGAGCCCAAAUGGCUCAGAUCAGUGUGUUGAUUCAACUUCCCUCCACUGCAUCGUACUUGUGAUGUGCCUUCCACAGAGCUGGCGGUGGGGAACUGUGUCCGUGGCAUUCCAGUGUGCAUGCAUGCUGUACUUGGUUUCAGGGUAUUUUCCUCCCAUACUCAAAUCUUCUGAAAAUCUUGAAAUUCAAGGGCAACAUGCAUCCUUCAUGCUAAGCUGUUGCAAAAGGGCAGAGUUCCUCCUCUGAUAUCUUCAAGAUCCGCGCGCAACCAAAGUGCCACCGCUGGCAGGCCUCUGCAAUCUAGCAUGGCUGCUUCGUGUUUUUGAUACCACAGUGAACCUGCUAGAUCUUCAAGUACUCCAGGAUGACUCAUUUACGGUUGCAGUAACCUGUCAUCCAGCAGCUUGAUUUCUCCUCCGCCUCUUCAGCAUCAAGAUAAUCUUCUGAUGUGCAUCAGGUCCAGGAGAAGCUUCAUCUUCUGACCAUUUCUGGAAGAUCCUUUCAAAUCCUUUUUAAUGAAUGUCAUGUAAAUAUUGGAGAAUGGAUUAGUGGUGGCCGGGAGUUAAAUAUUUACUUUCUUCAGUUUAUUUACGGUGGGCUACUGCUGCAGCAGUAUAAGGGAAUUGGCGGUGGGGGAAGCUUAUGAAUUAUGAAAAGCAUUUACAAAAUCAUAGUCAUCAGUCCAUAUUUUUAGUACUGUGCAUUUUAUGCAUCAAAAUUAUUAGGCAUUUUAAAAAGUGUACUUAGGCGUGAGUACAUUCUAUUCUGCCAUAUGAAAAUUGCCUUUUGUGAUAUGAGAAGUUAUUUGCCAGACCCCAAUCACUCUGAAAACGCACAGGGUUGUAAAAGGACUGACAAAUGUGGGGGUGGGGGGGUGGAUGAAUGACGGUCUCUCUGCUGCUGCUGCCGCCUCCUGCUCCUUCGCCCCAGAUGGGGUCUCCCCCCCGGGACACACUUGGUCUUGUUCCUUUGGCAGCUGGGAAGAAGGAAGAAGGCUGAGAAUUGAAGGAAAGGGGCAUUCCCAUGGCACAAAGAAGGGACUUGUGCAUUUGACAACAUCACAAUUCUGAUGACAAUGGCUGUGCAUCACAGAUUUGGGGUUUCUUGUAUUUUAUUUUUGAUGUGGGAUUAUGUGUUUAAGAAUCUUAGAUUUUCUAUAGUUAAAGAUGCCUAAAUCUAUGCUUUCCCCUUUUCUUUGGGAAAACGUUUUUUCCAAUCUUGUCCCUUAAUUUUACUGGAACUCUGAGUUCUCUUUUGUCUGAAGCACUUUGUAAAAGCUUAAGCUGCUUCUGUGUUCACUUGUUGCAAUUUUGACCGAAAGAAUGUCUUUGUAGUGUUAGUACCAAAGAAUGUUAUUUAAAGUGGGAAAAACAGAUUUCUGACUCAGUUGGACAUGUCACCUUCUUGCUCUGGAGCACACGGAGCCUCCUCUGCACCCUGGCCAGCAUUUUCUGCCCUGCCGCUGCGGGGAUGGAGGGCCUGUGGGGUUAGCCAAGGCAGAAAAGCCUUGGAAAUCUGAUGGUACGAAUGGAUUUCCUGGCCUGCUGAGCAGAGGGGAGAGGGAGGGUCUCUGUUGUGGGGAAUAGCCCGUUGGUUGCAUUAUUUGCACUGGGGGGAGCCUGGCCCGGAUUCUGUUCCCCUUUGAUCGCACUAAAGGUUUUCGAUGCUCACAGCUCCUCGGAGAGUGGAGGAGAACUCUUUUGCCUCAGAGUGGUUUUACAGCACAGCCUCAACCUGAGCUGCGGCUGAGGACGGGAAGGCUGAAGGCGAUGGGGGUCUUCUGUUUCCCUUACCUGCGGCUGUGAGGAUGCUGCAACCACCGGGGGAGGGAGGGAGGAGGGUCAGGCUGCGGCCAGAGGAGGACCUGGGCUUUGUCUCUCUUGCUGGAAAGGAGCCCUUGGCCAGAGAAGGACAUUCAGAGGUCAGGGCAGAGUCAAGUGCGCGUCCUUCUGUGUGAGACGCCUUUCAUUCUUAGCAGAAGUUGACGGUUUCCGCAUUGAAUGUGUAGAAAGCAGAGGGGCUCAAGGCACCAGGCCCUUCUCCUUGCUUGGAGAGCCUGGGGGGGAGGGGGGAGCGGAUAGCAUAGCUGGAGCCAGAAAUAAUUCUGUAAAAAUUGUGGCACUUUUUUAAAAAGUUACAUUUGUUAAUCUGCUUGUGUAUUUUUUAAUUAAAUCUUUGCAUACAUAGAUUAUUGUUAGAUGAGACCACCCAAAUGGCUGUGCACUAGAGUUGUGAGGGGGCAGGAGCUAGGUGGACUUGUACAGGUUUCUAUGGUCUUAAUGCAGUCAAAUAAGCUUGUGAUGCUAUAACAUAUCAAUACCAGCCAAACAGCUGGAAUAUUGUCCUCAGAACAGCUGCCCACUCAGCAGUGGUGGAUUAAGGCUCACUGGUGCCCUAAGCACUGACAAAUCUUGGUGGCCCCCUCCUUUCAAUGAAGAACCAAUCUUCAUGGGGGGGGUUGUUUCUCAACUUUGUGGUGCCCCUUUGGGCCUGGUGCCCUAAGCACAUGCUUAGUCUGCUUAAUGGUUAAUACACCACUGCCACCCAGCUCUCCCGGGCGCAGAACUGCCUGUCAGAUGCAUCAGACAGCAGUAGAUAAAGAAUGAUUUCAUUAGGCUAAGAAUUCAUUGAAAGAAUAUGAAAUGGAUGGAUGGAUUCUUUGUUAUGGUCGAUGAUCAUAAAUUCAUUGCAUACAUAAAACUAAUGAUGAUUGAUUGAUUGAUUGAUUGAUUGAUUGAUUGAUUGAUUGAUUGAUUGGGUGGAUGGAUGGAUGGGCGAGCAGAUCAGUCCAAUUGCUGGGCAUUUUGUAUAUUACAUGACAAAAUGUGGCCAUACUUAAAGAGAAUAAUGGCAUUAUAUCCAGGAAGUGGUCUUUAAUUAAGGGUGCCAAAGCGGAUGGAAGCAGCCAUUUAUUUACCAGCCAUUUAUUUACUGACACUGAUAGAAGAACUUGUAAUUGACUUUAUUAGUGUCAGAAUUAGACACAAAAGUGUAAUUCAGUGUCAGACACUUCUAUGGAGAUGCUGGGCACAACCACAGAAGCAGCUGCAGCCACAGGUCCUGGGAUGACUGACAUGAGGCCGGGGCAAACAAUCCGCUCCAGGCUCAGAGGCUAAAACCUGAGAGUUGGUGUACACCCAGCCUCAAGAGACAGGAGAGAACUGGGAACUGAUAAAGAGAGGAUGUUACAAGACAAAACAUGAGCCUUUUGUUUCUGACUUCAUUAGUACGUGGUGUGUUUAAUAGAAGGUAACAGUUGUCGUUGGACAGAGGGCAAAUUUAAUGCUGUAAACCAGUUCUGAUCUUUGUAACCUUGCAUUCUAUUGUUCCUCCAAAUACAGUUUUAAAAAACAAA